Molecule: messenger RNA, 8123 nt
Organism: Oncorhynchus masou masou (cherry salmon)
Lineage: Eukaryota; Metazoa; Chordata; Actinopteri; Salmoniformes; Salmonidae
Gene: mst1rb
Product: macrophage stimulating 1 receptor b
Exons: 20
Coding region: 2414-6580 (1388 amino acids)
Biological process (GO): cell surface receptor protein tyrosine kinase signaling pathway; nervous system development; neuron differentiation
Cellular component (GO): plasma membrane; basal plasma membrane; signaling receptor complex
Molecular function (GO): protein binding; hepatocyte growth factor receptor activity; ATP binding
Source: RefSeq, a predicted model, not a curated record
AUUUUAGGAGUACUGCAUGUCGUCUGUGGUUCUAUUUGUGCAUGGAAUUAUUAAGAACUGUUUACAUUUUUGAAUAGGGUAGGCUAUAUUAUUUGGGAAAAUUCAGGCUCAUGUAAUGCUGUAUUAGAAUCAAUAGGCCUAUCGGUGGAGUGAAAAAGUAGGCUUACAUGUUCAAGUCCGCGCGCCGUCAAGAGUUUGGCAAUGCAGUCAGAGCCAAAUGAGAGAUUCGUGAUCUAUUUUCAUUAGCUCAAACAGGUAAGUAAAAUCGUAAAAUGCUUUAUAUAAUUUGAGAUGAGUUUCCUCGUUCUCCCUCCUCACCCAGCUAUACUGUGAUUUAGACAUCGAAUGUAUUCAAUUUGGAUUCAGAAGAAGAUUAUAUUCACACUGAUAUGAUUUAAUAAUCUGAAAUAUAAUCUACGAUUUUCUAUGAUAGAUUCCCAGUAACUGGUCUACGUUGGGUGUUGCAAACCUCCCACUGGGCACAGACGUCAAUUCAACUUCUAUUCCGCGUUGGUUCAAUUUAAUGUAAUUGAAAUUACGCUGAUUCAACCAGUGAGUGUGUGUCAAGUGUGUUGUUUCUACUCGACUUGAAGGACAUUCUUUCUGUUUAUAUUGUUUUUGUCAGUUUUAGAACUAGGUUGAGAUAUGCUGAAAAAUAAUAAUAUAUAUAAUAUUGUAUUGACAACCACUGUAUGUAUUUACCUGGUUUUAUGGAGGAAUUGUGUACCUUAUUAAUUGUUCUACGAUGAUAUACACAUGGCAUUUCCUGCAAGUCAGAUAAACUUGUAUUGCCUUAUUGCAUGUUUAACAGGGCAGCUGUGAGAAUUAUAAACCUAUCAAUCACAUCUCAGUUUAGUUGGAUAGCUAAUACAUUAGUGCUAUUGGAGAUGUUCCCAGGCGGACUCAUGGCUCAGACAGUUGACCAAGCUGCAUAGACAAAGUACUGUACUCCACUGUAUUCAUUGAUACUUAGCCUAUUGUAAUGCUCUACUCUCCUAAUGACAUUUGCAGAAAGAACCUGAAAAGGCUAAGGUAAUGCUUUUGUGACUUUUCAAUGACCAAAACCAGAUUACAAUGCAUCACAUGCCUACCUAAAAAUGGCAAUGAAUGGAAACUCAAUUUCAAACCUUUGGUUUAUUAACCAUGAGCAUGCAGAAAGUCAAUCAGUCCUAUUAAUAUGUAUACCCAUGUCCCUUCUAGUUUUAAACACUAAACCUCAGUUGGUUUGACAUGAAGUUGCAGGUGUUAUAAUGUAACAUGUACACCAGUGCAAUUCAAUUAAUUAUUGAUGUUGUAUAUUAUUGAUGUUGUAUAUUUCCAAUUUUCAAUCAAGUCUAAAGGCAAAUUAUUAUAGGUAUUUUUACUGUAUCAUGAAGAUUAUUAUAUACCGGUAGUUAACCUCAUUAUAAUUAUUCUGUUGUUGAAAUUGCACAACACGUUUUUGAGAAGCUCCCAUGUUCAUGUGGGACUUAGAAGGCACGUAUUGUAUGACCAUCAGUCCGUGUGCAUCUUUCUCCCAGAAAGGCACGUAGUGGUUGUGACAGGAAUGUAAAGUAGAGAGGCCCAGGUCCCUGAGUGCCACAUUUCUAUGAUGCGUCCAGUUAAACAUCAACCCAGGGGAUCAGGCUCAAUUAAAAUGCAGAAUGUCUAGGGGACAUGGAGUGCUUUGGUCAACUUCAGUACUAGCUGUAAUUACAUUGUUCAGUAUUGAUUAGCAAUUAUGUAUUUCAACCCAUUCAUCAUUUGAAUCUAAAGAUCUCUAGGGAAAUUAAAACCUCCAGGGAGAUUACUAUUCUCUUGAAUUAGAAGAUGUCUGGAUUAUUGAUCUGUAUUGAGCUAGAAAGAUAGAGUGUUUGAAUUACUAUAACCUUCGUAUGAGAACAUGGAACAAAUUGGGAUAGAUGCUUUUUGACACUACUAGGGCUUUUACAUUAUUAGGUUGUGAGGACAGUGGACAGAGCACAAUUUUUAGGCACUUUAUGAAAUAAUUCAGAUUGUUAAUUAAGAAAAGGUUUCACAGACACAUACUGUGUAAUACCAACACAGCUCUCUUUGGCUACCGGUAUCUAAACAUUCCCUAUUAGGCUGUUAUUUACUAUGAUUCAGCAGAAGCUUUUAACAUUGGCUCUUUAUCACCACACGUCUCUUCAUCACUGUCUCUCUCAUAUUUGGCUUGACCAGAAAGUACUCAGCUCUUUGUUUUUUAGAUAAAAUCCCAUUAUGUUUACAGUUUAGGAGUCAUAUUGACUGCAAUCUUGUGGACUGUCUGGGCGUCCUACUUUAAUAAUUCAUAAUUUUUAGUGUCCUCAGAGAUCUGCAGCUGGUCUCAAUAAGGAUGACAUUGUCCAACCAUCAGACCUGGAGGUAACCCAAAGACGUCAGUGCUCCCUUCUCUCUGUGUCCCAGAUUGGAGAUGGUCCACUGGGCCACCCAGUGGUUGACAUGUGUCUGGCUCCAGACUGUCCUGGCCUCCGCGUUGGACACCUGUCCCUCCACAGCCCCUAGCCCUGUCAACUUCUCUGUUGCCUACACCAUGCCCUUCUUCCAAACAAAAAGCCCCAUCCAAAACAUAGUGACCAACUCAAUGUAUCAGGAAGUGUAUGUUGCGUCUCAGAAUGUGGUCGAAGCUGUGAACAUGAGUUUGGAGAAGGUGUGGGAGCUUCCUACAGGCCCUGUGGGCAGCCCUGAGUGUAAGAUUUGCAAUUUGUGUGAUGUUGACAAGGAUCCCAACUUCCUAGAGAACACUGACAAUGAGGUAUUGUUGUUGGAUACGUUCUUUAUGUAUUUAUAUUCUUGUGGGAGUUCUCAAUAUGGUGUGUGCCAUUUUCACCAACUUAAGACAGAUGGACAAGCACCCAAUAAGAAUUCUUCAAAAUGUUUAUUCAGAAAAGAAUCUAACUCUGCUGCCUAUUGCCCUGACUGCCUUGCCAGCCCGCUGGGCACCAAAGUCACCAUGGUGGAGGAGGGGCAGACUGUAUACUUUUUUGUGGCUGCCACUGUCAACGACAGUGUUACACAGAGAUAUGGCAGGAAGUCCAUCUCAGUGCGCCGACCAUUGGCAACAGAAGAUGGGUUCUACAGCGAUGUGCGGGGACUGACCGUUCUGCCUAACCUGCGCAGGACCUACAACAUUGAGUAUGUCUACAGCUUCUUCACCCAGGAGUUUGUCUACUUCCUGUCCGUCCAGAGAGAGAGCCCUGACCAGGAGUUCUCCCCGUUUCAGACUCGGCUGGGCCGCCUGCCGAGGAGCGAGUGGGAGAUGAGAAGGUACCGGGAGGUGGUUCUGGAGUGCCGUUUCGAACCCAAGCGGAGGAGGAGGAGGAACACGGUGAGCGGGAGUGAGGCCUUUAAGGAUGUGGUUUACAAUGUGGUGCAGGCAGCCCACUUUGGGAAGGCAGGCAGGGAGCUGGCAGAUGAACUAGGGGCAGAGGAAGAGGAUGACAUCCUGUAUGGAGUGUUCGCUGUCACAGAUGACAACGGGGUCACAGAGCACGACUCAGCCCUCUGUGCCUUUCCCAUGGACAACGUGAACAAGGCUAUCGAUGACGGGGUGGAUGACUGCUGUAAGUCCGGCCCAGAGCAGCUGUCCCGGGGACUGUGCCACUUCCAGGCCUGCGAGAGCUGUCCUCAUGAGAGCAUGGAGAACAACGCCACCUGCAGGGACCACCCCAGCAUGGUGUCUAAGCCUUAUUACAGAGUGGACCUCUUCAACAAGCAGAUGAAUGAUGUCCUGCUCACCUCACUGCUGGUCACCACCAUUGAGAACAAGACCGUGGCACACAUUGGCACCUCCACUGGACGGCUCCUGCAGCUUGUUUUGAGAAGAUCAAGCCCUACUAUCUUUGCUAAUUACACCUUGGUAGAGAACCAGAGGGUCUCCUCCAUUGCUGCUGUGUACUCGUCAGAAUCUCUACUGUUUGUGGUUGGAGACAAGGUGAUCCAGGUGCCUCAGAGGGGGCCAGGCUGCCAGCACUUCAUGACCUGUGCAAUGUGCCUGAUGGCCCCUGAGUUCAUGGGCUGUGGCUGGUGCUCUGGAGUGUGCUCUUGGAAGGAGGAGUGCAGUGGCCGCUGGAGGAAUGAGUCUUGCCCCCCUGGUAUCACCGGGUUCUUCCCCAAGAUGGCUCCCCCUGAUGGUCAGUCAGAGCUGACUCUGUGUGGCUGGGAGUUCCAGUCUCCCCUGAGGCCUGCCAUCAGCUCCAGAACCCACCUGGUCAGACUGGGACAGACAGCCUGUGCUGUGCUGCCACUGAAGAGCAACAACACACACCUGGUGUGUAAGAUUCUCUCUGGGGCCAUUGAGCUGUCCAAACCAGUUAACAUCACUGUAGAGGUGCAAGAGGGGAAAGUGGAGGGCCGCUACUCCAUCGACGGGAACGCAGAGAUGCCAGGAUUUACCUUUGUGAUUCCCAACAUCACAGAGAUCCAGCCCAACUACGGGCCUCGUGUUGGGGGAACUCUGAUCACUGUGACUGGGCCUCACCUGGACGCUGGGAAGACCAGAAGGGUCACUCUGAAUGGAGAGCCCUGCCCAAUCACCAGUGUCACAGCACCCAGAGGGAACAUGUCCUCCAUCAUCUGUCUGUCUCAGCCCAUCUCGGAGGUGAGGGACGUCCCCCUCAGUGUGUUCAUAGACAAGUCCCCCGUCCUCACCACCAAGGUCUUCUACUACAAAGAGAACCCCGAGGUCACAGCCGUCCUCCCAGACUGUAGUUUUGACAGGGGGUCAAAGAUAAUCAUUGAGGGGAAGAACUUGGACUCUGUAUACAGGACCAUCAUUCGCUUUAGGCCCAAUGAGAGCCACCUGAAGCCUGUCACCAGAGAGUGCAAAGGCAAGUCGUUGCCCACACGGAUGGAGUGCAUAACCCCUGCUUUCCCCCGGGAAGAGACAGAGGAAGGGGAGCUCUCCUUUGAUAUGGAUGGAGCUGUUGGACUGUGGAAUGGAGAGUUCUCCUACCACCCCUAUGGCGAGCCAAUACCCUUUGAAACUGACGGCCAUGUACUUAGGCUGUAUGCUGGACAAGAUGAAGUGUCACUACAUCACCAGAAACUGAAUCUUGUGAGUUCCUGCAUGACAAUCACUAUGACAGUGGGAGGAGUGGAUUGUGACGCGAAAGUUCUGGACAAUGAAAUCACCUGCAGGAUCCCUAGAAACGUAACCAUCAGUGGACUGCCUGUGAAGAUUUCCAUCAAUGGGCAGGUUCACAAUGUUGGGACAGUGGUCCUGGUCAGUAACCACUACAUGGUGGGCAUCGUACUGGGGAUACUGGGGGCCCUGGUGGCGGGGGCCGUGCUGGCCUUCGUAGUCAUGAAGCACCUGAGGAAGCAGAAGAAAGCCUCUCAGGUGGAGACCCGUUUGGCUCAUAACCACAACCACCCCGGCAGCAGUAGUGUGGAACUGUCACCUGUAGGGGACUACAGAAGAGGAACUCUGACCUUCCCCCUCACCACUCUAUUAGUCCUGCCUCAGAGGCCAAGUUUGGCUCUGGGAAGCACAGUGGUGUUCCCCAGCCCGGCCUAUGCUGCAGGCAGCAUGGACCCCACCCUCACCCCCCUCAUGCCCCCUGAGAAGAUCUCCAUCUCCAGCUUUAGACCAGAGCUCCUGGAGGAGGUGAAGGACGUACUGAUCCCAGCAGACAUGCUCAUCGUCCAGCACCACCAGAUCAUCGGCAAGGGUCAUUUUGGCACAGUUUACCAUGGCUACUUCACAGACCAUAACAACAGAGAAAUCCACUGUGCAGUCAAGUCAUUGAACAGGAUAACAGAUGUAGAAGAGGUAGAGCAGUUUCUAAAGGAGGGCAUCUUGAUGAAGGGGUUCCAUCACACCAAUGUUCUCUCUCUGCUGGGCAUCCUGUUGCCUCAGGAGGGGCUCCCCCUGGUGGUACUACCUUAUAUGAAGCACGGGGACCUCCGCCACUUUAUACGCUGUGAGAAAAGGAACCCCACGGUGAAAGACCUGAUUGGCUUUGGGCUUCAGGUUGCCAAGGGGAUGGAGUACUUAGCACAUAUGAAGUUUGUGCACAGAGACCUCGCAGCACGCAACUGCAUGCUGGAUGAGUCGUACACAGUGAAGGUGGCAGACUUCGGCAUGGCCAGGGAUGUGUUCGAUAAGGAGUACUACAGUGUCCAGGACCACAGGAAGGCCAAGCUACCAGUCAAGUGGAUGGCCAUUGAGAGCCUACAGACACAGAAAUUCACUGCCAAGUCAGAUGUAUGGUCCUUUGGGGUGUUGAUAUGGGAGAUGUUAACCAGAGGAGCAAGCCCCUACCCAGAGGUGGACCCCUAUGACAUCACACAUUACCUGCUGAAGGGCAGGAGACUCCCCCAACCACAGUUCUGUCCUGACCCUUUGUAUGCCAUCAUGCUGCAGUGCUGGGACCCAGACCCAGAGAUGAGACCCAGCUUCGCAACGCUGGUAUCUGCUGUCCUGACCAUCCUGUCUGACCUUGAGGGGGAGCACUACAUCAGCCUGAAGGUCACCUACGUCAAUCUGGACCAGCCACGCCCCUACCCUGCCCUCACAGAGUCCGCAGAUGAGUGUGAUUCCUCAGACACUGAAGACACACGCUCAAUGUCCUCCUGAUGUCACAUCAGGACAGGUACAUGUAAUACAGUAUGGCUUGGUGCUAUGAGCACAAGGGGCUCAGUUAGAAAGUCAAACUAAAGGUCGUCGGUUAUCCUGGAGAAAAUGACUUGUCUUUUACUACCUAGUGUUGAAAGUGUAGGGACUUGAAUGGUCCUCCCCCAUUCACAUUAUAGUAUAUUACCUGGGAAAGCUUUUGGUAAAUAAUAACGGAUGUAAUGUCUAUAUGUUUUCUCUUAAUUUUUUUGAGAUGUAGUAAUUAUACUGUAUAUUUUGGAUCAUAAUUUUACCAAACAAAAUGUACCCUAAUGUUUUAACAGUGAUCUGUUAUUAUUCUGUUACUUUUAUUUCAUGCACAAUGUGUUUUAGAUAGUGUAAUAAAUUAACAUAUUUAUUUGUUUAUAUACUCUUGUUCCUGUGAGAUUUGAGUAAAAUGGCUCAUUUAUGUAAAAUUCCAAUAUGAUAAGAUAUUAAUUUAUGUAAUUUAAGUUUUUACAUUUUCUACAUUAGCUUCUUCCCAUGUGGUGGUUUCAUCCAUUGUCACUCUACACUUACAGUAGAUCAGAGACAACUGACACUUGUGUAAACUGUCACUGGUAAAUAUGCAGCUGGGAUAUGCAAAAAACACAUUUCCAAUUCACACGUGUAUAAAUAAACGUGUACAUGUGUGAAAUAGGACAAAUAUAAGCACCCACCAAAUUAUAUAUAUUUUUUAACGUGUCCAUCAGGAUAUUAUUACUGUCAUUGAGAAAGGCUUCCACUAGAGGCCAGUGUUCUACUAUAUUUAUGGAACGCUGGGGAAAUAUGGAGAAAAUUCAGCACUUCUUUAAUAUGUGAAUCACGUUAUAUGAACACCAUAAAGUAAAAUAGAAAUAACUCACUGAAUAACAUGUAGUAAUGGUGUACAUACCAUAUGGAUAAUAUCCUUUCCAUACUUUCAAAUUGCAUAUCUAUCUGUCUUUGUGAGUGCACACAGUGGUCAUUAGCCAAUUAGAUUUGGUUGUUGUAAUGAAUUAAUAGGAAGAACAACCAUAAAACACCCAUCCAAAGAUGAGCUGGAUUUCUGUGGAAAGUAGCAACAAAAGUCACACAACAGUCCUGCUUCUUGCACACGAAAGGAAUCCAAGACAAAUAAAGAGGGAAAUUAACAUGAAGUCUAUGUUUUUCCCAAGCUACAUAAGAACAAAAGUGAAUUCCCAGAUGGUGGGACAUUUGAAUAUUUCUAAGAAAAGGGCACAUUGUAAAAAAUGUGCCUGGGUGCCAGGGAGGGUAACACCCAGUAGGGCAGAACCAUGGGUUUUACAGGAGAAGGAGGGGUAAAGAAACUCUGUCUCUCUCCACCACACUGCCUGCCUGUCUGUGUGCUAAUGCUGCAGCCACUGUGAAACCUGGCUUCAUCACCCCCAACUUAACCUGCAUGCCUCUCCUUUUGAUCAUUAUCUGACUGAGAACCUCUGUAGGUUCAAUGCUGGGUCUCUUAUCAUACAGUGAUUCUUCUCUCCAUGUGCAGGCAAUACACAUCCAAUAAAUAUUUAUACAAGUG